UCUCUGGGUGACCUGUCCCUGACAGGGAUGGUGGCACUGCCACUGACAGGCCUGUCCCCACUGCCUCUGUCUCUGGGUGACCUGUCCCUGACAGGGAUGGUGGCACUGCCACUGACAGGCCUGUCCCCACUGCCUCUGUCUCUGGGUGACCUGUCCCUGACAGGGAUGGUGGCACUGCCACUGACAGGCCUGUCCCCACUGCCUCUGUCUCUGGGUGACCUGUCCCUGACAGGGAUGGUGGCACUGCCACUCACAGGCCUGUCCCCAGGGGUGGCACUACCCUUGGGUGUACUGUCCUUUGCAGGGAUAGUGGCACUGCCAGGGACUGGCCUGUCCCCAGUGGUGGCACUGCCAGUCACUGGCCUGUCCCCACUGCCACCGGCCUGGGGUGACCUGUCCCCAGCGGGGACAUUGCCACUGCUCCUGCCUGGCCUGUCCCUCCUGGAGUAGGUGUACUUAACUCGGACACUGGCACUGCCCAUGACGGGCUCGUCCCCGACAGGGAUGGUGGCACUGUCACCAGCUGGGCUGUCCCCAGUGCUGGCACUGCCCGUGGACGAGCUGUCCUUGAGCGGGACAGUGGCACUGCCACCAGCUGGGCUGUCCUUGAUGGGAAUGGUGGCACUGCCACUGACUGGCCUGUCCCCAGAGGUGGCACUGUCACUGACUGGUUUGUCCCUGACAGGGACAGUGGCACUGGCCCUGGAUGGACCAGCCUUGACAGGGACAGUGGCACUGCCACCAGCUGGGCUGUCCCUGACAGGGAUGGUGGCACUUCUAGUGACUGGCCUGUCCCCAGUAGCACCACUGGCCCGGGGUGAGCUGUCCCUGACAGGGGUGGUGACACUGCCACCAGCCAUGGGGACAGUGGCACUCCUGGUGACAGGCCUGUCCCCACUUGUGCCCCUGGCCCUGGGUGAGCUGUCCUUGAUAGGGACGGUGGCACUGCCACUGACAGGCCUGUCCCCAACAGUGCCACUGCCCUGGGAUGGACUGGCCUUGACAGGGACACUGCCACUGCUGCCAGCCCUGGGGACAGUGGCACUCCUGGUGACAGGCCUGUCCCCAGUGCUGGCACUGCCAGUCACAGGCUUGUCCCUGGAAGGGACAGUGGCACUGCCACCAGCUGGGCUGUCCCUGACAGGGACAGUAGCACUUCUAGUGACUGGCCUGUCCCCAGUAGUGCCACUGGCCCUGGAGGGGCUGUCCCUGACAGGGACGGUGACACUGCCACCAGCCAUGGGGACAGUGGCGCUCCUGGUGACCGGCCUGUCCCCAGUAGUGACACUGGCCUUGGAUGUGCUGUCCUUGACAGGGACGGUGGCACUGCCACCAGCUGGGAUGUCCCUGAUGGGAAUGGUGGCACUCCUGGUGACAGGCCUGUCCCCAGUGCUGGCACUGUCCUGGGAUGUGCUGUCCCGAAUGGGAACAGCGGCACUGCCACCAGCUGAGCUGUCUCUGAUGGGGACAGUGGCACUCCUGGUGACAGGCCUGUCCCCAAUAGUGCCACUGCCCUGGGAUGGACUGUCCCUGACAGGAACAGUGCCACUGCCACCAGCUGGGCUGUCCCUGACUGGGACAGUGGCACUGCCACCAGCUGGGCUGUCCUUGAUGGCAAUGGUGGCACUCCUGGUGACAGGCCUGUCCCCAACAGUGCCACUGAUCUGGGGUGAGCUGUCCCUGGCAGAGCUGGUGGCACUGCCACUUCCUGGUCUGUCCCCAGUGUCACUGACCCUGGCUGGGCUGUCCACAACGGGGGUGGUGGCAGUGCCAGUGACCAGUUUGUCCCCAGUGUCACUGGACAUGGGUGAGCUGUCCUUGACAGGGACAGUGGCACUGCCACCAGCAAGGACGCUGGCACUGCCACUGACCAGGCUGUCCCUAGUGGGGACAGGACAGUGGCACUGCCACUAA
Messenger RNA from Ficedula albicollis (Collared flycatcher), 1914 nucleotides. RefSeq lists its product as uncharacterized. The coding region runs from base 481 to 1914 and encodes 477 amino acids. The transcript has 3 exons. Lineage: Eukaryota; Metazoa; Chordata; Aves; Passeriformes; Muscicapidae. The record is from RefSeq and is a predicted model, not a curated record.